Messenger RNA from Oreochromis aureus, 4057 nucleotides. RefSeq lists its product as uncharacterized. The record is from RefSeq and is a predicted model, not a curated record. The transcript has 3 exons. The coding region runs from base 1999 to 3462 and encodes 487 amino acids. NCBI's taxonomy places the organism in Eukaryota, Metazoa, Chordata, Actinopteri, Cichliformes, Cichlidae.
ACUGCCAAACUACCAAAGAUACUGAAAUGUUUUUUGUCUUUAAAAACGGAAGGAAGUCAAAUGGACACAAAGUUGUUUUUCAACUUCCUCUUCACAACUGUCAAAGCUCAUCACUCUGGAUUUAUUUACAAGGAAAGCAAAACCUAAAAGAAGUUACAACUGGCCUCACACAACAAAUAGAUCAGACUGAGAGAAGCAUACCGACACAGGCUGAUGAAGAUGUCAGGAAAGAUCAUCUGUUGCUGUGUGGCUCUCCUGAUCUUUACAUCAGUUUCAGCUGUAAAACGAAUGCUCAAUUCAAUCAGUGAUCUAAAGUCAGUCAGAUUUGGCCAAUCGGUACCUAUGGAGAGCCAAGAAUUGCUCCGCUGGUUUGCCAACAAAAUUGAAAUUGAUACAAACGGUGUUAUACAACUGAACUUUGACCCACACUGUGAUUAUGGCUCACAUCAUUACAGCAACUUUGAGCGGUUGCUAGAUGAAUUGCCAACGGGGUACAGAUACUACACUCUUGGCAAUGUCAAUCAACAGACAUCACUCCAGCUUCCAUCUCAUAGGAGAAACAGGGCCCGAAUCAUAAUUAGAGUCAGGGAGCGGUCACAGACAGUAGACCAAGUCUAUAUUACACAGCAUUAUCAGACAUUUGACUACCAAAGGUCAGAGUACGAUCCAGAACAAACGUACCUGAUCUCUACUAACCUCCUAAGAGAGAUCAGAAGGGCUCCUAUGGACAACUCACCGAUACAUCGUGUAAACGCGUCCCAGUCAUGGGACACUGGAAACAGGCAGGCUGCCACAAGAAGAAAUGGACAACCUAAUGGUUGGGACAGCGAUUGGUUGAUCGCUUUGGUCGUUGUUGUUGUUGUUGUUGUUGUUGUUGUUGUUGUUGUUGUUGUUGUUGUUGUCGUCUUCGUUUUUAUAAAUUAUCGUUCUGCCAUCAGCAAAUACAUAAAGAGAAUAGUUUAAUCAGUAACUGAAAUUAUGCUCAGGACCAGAGAACCAGGAGCAUCUUUGUUUUGACCGGGACAACAGGGCAGUUAUCUGAGUUUGGUUACAUGACUAAUAGUUUCUGCUGUACAAUUUGCAACCAUGUCGUUAUCUUUUUUUCAUUUUUGUUUUAACCUGGACUAUAUGAGUUUAUUUGGUGUUAGAUUUGAAAGACAGGCUGGUUAUAGCAUGCUUGUAAUAAAUCAUUUUGACAGCAAGUCACAAAAAUCAACAUUUUGUAUAUGGACUACUCAAAAUUGUGCAUUUGUAUUUGUAAAAUAUCUAAUCAAGUCUAAUCAACAGUAGUGACUCCCAGCAGAUUCAUCCAGUGAGGAGAACGGACAGUUGCUCUGAUGGAUGAAUGACAGAUGUGUUGUGUUACCGUUUGGGUAUUGUAUUUUUAAAAUGUUGUGCUCAUUCAACUGUAUUUUUAAUUGGGGACAGUCAUUUUAUGUGAAGUGUUAUAACUGUGUUGACUCAAACGUUGUAUUUGAUAUAUUAGUCUUGCUUAAAAAUUAAAUUAACUGUGUGGCCUGGUUAGGUACUGAGCUAUAACAAACAAGAUUCACUUGAUUCAAUUUCAUCUGGCUCUUCUAUGUUUUACAAUAUAGCUGAUACGCGGUUUGCAGUGCACUACGUAGAUUUCUACACUUCCUGAUAAUUGCAAAAGAUUAAAAAAAUGGAAAAAAGUGUUUGAGGCCAAUAAUCUGCUUUAAAACAAAACAAAACAAAGAAACAAAAAAACUGAUUAUGUGCAAAGAAAGGUCGAGAGCUGUGGCACUUACAUGUAAAAGUGACACUUGGCUGUGAACCCAACUAAAAUGCUAAAAUUCUGUUCUGUUUUUCUCCAUGAGGACGAAGUUUCAUGCAAACAGCUGUAUUAUGAAGCUUCCCGUUAGCGCUAGCCUUUCCAGCUGCUUUAGUUUCAUUUUCAGGGAAACAGAAACCUAAAGUGAGUUACGUCUGCUCCUACACAGAGAGCUCAGACACAUGGCAGAAGCAGGCUAAGGCAGGAUGUUGAAGAUAUCAGGACAAAUCAGCUGCUGUGUUGCUCUCCUCCUGACCCUCACCUCUGUGUCAGCUGUAAGACGAGCACUCAAUUCAAUCAGUGACCUGAAGACUGUAGGCUUUGGCCAGUCUGUGCCUGAGUACAGCCUCCGCUUGCUCCACUGGUUUGCCAAUGAAAUUGACAUUAACAAUAAUGAUGACAUCCUGCUGACCUUUGACCCAAACCGUGGUGAUUAUGGCUCACAUCAAUAUCGCAACGAUGAAGAGCUGUUAGACCCACUGCCGAGGGGAUACCGAUACUACACUGUUGGUAAUAUCUACCAAGAUGCAUCACUGGAACUUCCAGAUUAUGUCACGGAGUCGGACAUUGAGGAAAGUAACAGGGUUCGCAUUAUAAUUAGAGUCAGGCAGCAGAACGCAGUACGGACAAUAGACCAAGUCUAUAUCACACAGCAUUAUGAGACACAUGAAGAUCGAGGGACAGAGUAUGAUCCACAACAUACAUAUCCAGUCACUGUCUGCCUCCUAAGAGCGAUCAGAAAGUUUUCCUUGGACCGCAAUAACAUCACCUCAAUGAGGUCUCUCAGAGACCACUUUGGAAGUAGUGCUGAUGAUUCCCAGCUAUGGGACAUUAAGGAUAUCUGGGAUGACCUUGCUUGUCUUGGACUGUUUUUGUUUAUUGUGAUCCCAGAAAAGUAUACCUCUCACAAACACAACAGCAGACGUCAGCCAGCACCAAGAAGGAACACACAACCUGAUUUUGUGAUCAAUAUCCCAGAGAGCAGGCAAAAUGUCACUUCUGGGACGUCUGCAAAAAAUCAAGUGGAUCAUAGAAAUGGGAUAACACUGAAAGUAACAACAGGCAAAAGUGGACAUGCCAGAAUUCUUUGGAGCGAUGUUCCUAGAUAUCUUCUUAAAGAAGGUGUGAUGGUGGCACUUUACAAGAAUGAUCAGGAAGAGGACGCUCUCACUUAUAAAUCUAUUGGGAACAGAGUUUCGGGCAGUUAUGAUACAUCGGUACCCCUGAAUGAAGACCUUCAGGUACGACUGCAUGAAGCCAGGACUCUAUGCUGCUUCUGGAGAUCGUUAGGAGUCGAGAUAGACAGAGGCAGUGAGUUUAAAAACCCCAAAGCUGUGAAUAUAACAGGUUACAAUGCUAACCUGCAACUCUUUGCAAAAGACGGCAAGGCUUGUGCUCGCUUAACAGUGACAAAGUCUUUCCAGGACUGGAGGUCCAAAUUUGAAAACGCGUGGGUAGGCUUCUAUAGCUCUGAAAGUAAAGGCACAAACAACUACGAAUGGUGGCGAUGGCAAUGGGCAACAAAAUUCAAAGAAAACACUGAUUUUCAGGACAUGUUUUAUGAUGUGUAUGAGUACGAGUCAGGCAUGACAAUUGCCCCAGGAGUGCAAGCACGUUUCAUACUGCAGGAUGAAAUAGAGAAAGCAAGAACCUCACCCUGGGGAGAAUGAAGAAAUUUACUCCUUUAAAAAUAGUGAUUGAAUAAUGUUUUUUAAAAAGCCAAAGUAAGAAAGUAGAGACAAGUGUUAGCAGCAGAUUUUAAUUUCAGGUCAUUACCAAGCUCUUAAGAGUGAUCAGAAAGGUUUCUAGAGACCACUUUUGAAGAAACAAUCAUGAUUCCCAACUAUGGGACAUUAUAAACAUAUGGUUGUUGUUUAUUGUUGUCAAGAGGCCUGGCCCUAUACUAUGAAGCAAACCCAGUGCAUCUUUCAAUUAGCUGGAUUCACUGGUGAUGAGGAUACAUAGUCAUACGAAGCUGUUUAUCAACUUAACUCCCAGCUUCUUUCACAUGUAAAGGCUGGUCUUAGCAUCUGACUGAUCUCAAAGGAGCAUUUCAUAGAUCAUAUACACAAAAUGAUCCCUACGCAAUCUAAACCAGACAUAUUAUCAAAUGGUAAUUAAAAAUCUGUAAACAUAGUAACAUUAAAAAGUAAAAAAAAUAAAAUAAAAUAAAUGUUUUUAUGCUUCACUCUAAAUUAGAGCUGGGCGAUAUAAGAUUUUUUCAUAUCACGAUAUGUUUUUUUCAUUUCUGGCGAUAACGAUAUA